UCUGCCUGCGCCAGGAGCGCGCGAGUGCGCGCGGCUGCGCCCUCGCACAGAUCCCAGCCGGGUCACCCGCACUGAGUCAACGGACUGAGCGCGUCCAGGCCUGACAGCUCUGCGGCUGGGGCCCUGAGGUUUAUUCAGAAAACAUGCCCACUGCAAUUAGAGAGGUGGGAGUUUGGAGACAGACCAGAACACUUCUACUAAAGAAUUACUUAAUUAAAUGCAGAACCAAAAAGAGUAGUGUUCAGGAAAUUCUUUUUCCACUAUUUUUUUUAUUUUGGUUAAUAUUAAUUAGCAUGAUGCAUCCAAAUAAGAAAUAUGAAGAAGUGCCUAAUAUAGAACUUAAUCCUAUGGACAAAUUUACUCUUUCUAAUCUAAUUCUUGGAUAUACUCCAGUGACUAAUAUUACAAGCAGCAUCAUGCAGAAAGUGUCUACUGAUCAUCUACCUGAUGUAAUAAUUACUGAAGAAUAUACAAAUGAAAAAGAAAUGUUAACAUCCAGUCUUUCUAAGCCGAGCAACUUUGUAGGUGUGGUUUUCAAAGACUCCAUGUCCUAUGAACUUCGUUUUUUUCCUGAUAUGAUUCCAGUAUCUUCUAUUUAUAUGGAUUCAAGAGCUGGCUGUUCAAAAUCAUGUGAGGCUGCUCAGUACUGGUCCUCAGGUUUCACAGUUUUACAAGCAUCCAUAGAUGCUGCCAUUAUACAGUUGAAGACCAAUGUUUCUCUUUGGAAGGAGCUGGAGUCAACUAAAGCUGUUAUUAUGGGAGAAACUGCUGUUGUAGAAAUAGAUACCUUUCCCCGAGGAGUAAUUUUAAUAUACCUAGUUAUAGCAUUUUCACCUUUUGGAUACUUUUUGGCAAUUCAUGUCGUAGCAGAAAAAGAAAAAAAAAUAAAAGAAUUUUUAAAGAUAAUGGGACUUCAUGAUACUGCCUUUUGGCUUUCCUGGGUUCUUCUAUAUACAAGUUUAAUUUUUCUUAUGUCCCUUCUUAUGGCAGUCAUUGCAACAGCUUCUUUAUUAUUUCCUCAAAGUAGCAGCAUUGUGAUAUUUCUGCUUUUUUUCCUUUAUGGAUUAUCAUCUGUAUUUUUUGCUUUAAUGCUGACACCUCUUUUUAAAAAAUCAAAACAUGUGGGAAUAGUUGAAUUUUUUGUUACUGUGGCUUUUGGAUUUAUUGGCCUUAUGAUAAUCCUCAUAGAAAGUUUUCCCAAAUCAUUAGUGUGGCUUUUCAGUCCUUUCUGUCAAUGUACUUUUGUGAUUGGUAUUGCACAGGUCAUGCAUUUAGAAGAUUUUAAUGAAGGUGCUUUAUUUUCAAAUUUGACUGCAGGCCCAUAUCCUCUAAUUAUUACAAUUAUCAUGCUCACACUUAAUAGUAUAUUCUAUGUCCUCUUGGCUGUCUAUCUUGAUCAAGUCAUUCCAGGGGAAUUUGGCUUACGGAGAUCAUUUUUAUAUUUUCUGAAGCCUUCAUAUUGGUCAAAGAGCAAAAGAAAUUAUGAGGAGUUAUCAGAGGGCAAUGUUAAUGGAAAUAUUAGUUUUAGUGAAAUUAUUGAGCCUGUUUCUUCAGAAUUUGUAGGAAAAGAAGCCAUAAGAAUUAGUGGUAUUCAGAAGACAUACAGAAAGAAGGGUGAAAAUGUGGAGGCUUUGAGGAAUUUGUCGUUUGACAUAUAUGAGGGUCAGAUUACUGCCUUACUUGGCCACAGUGGAACAGGAAAGAGUACAUUGAUGAAUAUUCUCUGUGGACUCUGCCCACCUUCUGAUGGGUUUGCAUCUAUAUAUGGACACAGAGUCUCAGAAAUAGAUGAAAUGUUUGAAGCAAGAAAAAUGAUUGGCAUUUGUCCACAGUUAGAUAUACACUUUGAUGUUUUGACAGUAGAAGAAAAUUUAUCAAUUUUGGCUUCAAUCAAAGGGAUACCAGCCAACAAUAUAAUACAAGAAGUGCAGAAGGUUUUACUAGAUUUAGACAUGCAGACUAUCAAAGAUAACCAAGCUAAAAAAUUAAGUGGUGGUCAAAAAAGAAAGCUGUCAUUAGGAAUUGCUGUUCUUGGGAACCCAAAGAUACUGCUGCUAGAUGAACCGACAGCUGGAAUGGACCCCUGUUCUCGACAUAUUGUAUGGAAUCUUUUAAAAUACAGAAAAGCCAAUCGGGUGACAGUGUUCAGUACUCAUUUCAUGGAUGAAGCUGACAUUCUUGCAGAUAGGAAAGCUGUGAUAUCACAAGGAAUGCUGAAAUGUGUUGGUUCUUCAAUGUUCCUCAAAAGUAAAUGGGGGAUUGGCUACCGCCUGAGCAUGUACAUAGACAACUAUUGUGCCACAGAAUCUCUUUCUUCACUGGUUAAACAACAUAUACCUGGAGCUACUUUGUUACAACAGAAUGACCAACAACUUGUGUAUGGCUUGCCUUUCAAGGACAUGGACAAAUUUUCAGGUUUGUUUUCUGCCCUAGACAGUCAUUCAAAUUUGGGUGUCAUUUCUUAUGGUGUUUCCAUGACGACUUUGGAAGACGUAUUUUUAAAGCUAGAAGUUGAAGCAGAAAUUGACCAAGCAGAUUAUAGUGUAUUUACUCAGCAGCCACUGGAGGAAGAAAUGGAUUCAAAAUCUUUUGAUGAAAUGGAACAGAGCUUACUUAUUCUUUCUGAAACCAAGGCUUCUCUAGUGAGCACCAUGAGCCUUUGGAAACAACAAAUGUAUACAAUAGCAAAGUUUCAUUUCUUUACCUUGAAACGUGAAAGUAAAUCAGUGAGAUCAGUGUUGCUUCUGCUUUUAAUUUUUUUCACAGUUCAGAUUUUUAUGUUUUUGGUGCAUCACUCUUUUGAAAAUGCUGUGGUUCCCAUCAAACUUCUUCCAGACUUAUAUUUUCUAAAACCUGGAGACAAACCUCAUAAAUACAAAACAAGUCUGCUGCUUCAAAAUUCUACUGACUCAGAUAUCAGUGAUCUUAUUAGCUUUUUCACAAGCCAGAACAUAAUGGUGACAAUGAUUAAUGACAGUGACUAUGUAUCUGUGGCUCCCCAUAGUGCGGCUUUAAAUGUGAUGCAUUCAGAAAAGGACUAUGUUUUUGCAGCUGUUUUCAACAGUACUAUGGUUUAUUCUUUACCUAUAUUAGUGAAUAUCAUUAGUAACUACUAUCUUUAUCAUUUAAACGUGACUGAAACCAUCCAGAUCUGGAGUACCCCAUUCUUUCAAGAAAUUACCGACAUAGUUUUUAAAAUUGAGCUGUAUUUUCAAGCAGCUUUGCUUGGAAUCAUUGUUACUGCAAUGCCACCUUACUUUGCCAUGGAAAAUGCAGAGAAUCAUAAGAUCAAAGCUUAUACUCAACUUAAACUUUCAGGUCUUUUGCCAUCUGCAUAUUGGAUUGGACAAGCUGUUGUUGAUAUCCCCUUAUUUUUUAUCAUUCUUAUUUUGAUGCUAGGAAGCUUAUUGGCGUUUCAUUAUGGAUUAUAUUUUUAUACUGUAAAGUUCCUUGCUGUGGUUUUUUGCCUUAUUGGUUAUGUUCCAUCAGUUAUUCUGUUCACUUAUAUUGCUUCUUUCACCUUUAAGAAAAUUUUAAAUACCAAAGAAUUUUGGUCAUUUAUCUAUUCUGUGACAGCGUUGGCUUGUAUCGCAAUCACUGAAAUAACUUUCUUUAUGGGAUACACAAUUGCAACUAUUCUUCAUUAUGCCUUUUGUAUCAUCAUUCCAAUCUAUCCACUUCUAGGUUGCCUGAUUUCUUUCAUAAAGAUUUCUUGGAAGAAUGUACGAAAAAAUGCGGACACCUAUAAUCCAUGGGAUAGGCUUUCAGUAGCUGUUAUAUCGCCUUACCUGCAGUGUAUACUGUGGAUUUUCCUCUUACAAUACUAUGAGAAAAAAUAUGGAGGCAGAUCAAUAAGAAAAGAUCCCUUUUUCAGAAACCUUUCAACAAAGUCCAAAAAUAGGAAGCUUCCAGAACCACCAAACAAUGAGGAUGAAGAUGAAGAUGUCAAAGCUGAAAGACUAACGGUCAAAGAGCUGAUGAGUUGCCAGUGUUGUGAGGAGAAACCAUCCAUUAUGGUCAGCAAUUUGCAUAAAGAAUAUGAUGACAAGAAAGAUUUUCUUCUUUCAAGAAAAGUAAAGAAAGUGGCAACUAAAUACAUCUCUUUCUGUGUGAAAAAAGGAGAGAUCUUAGGACUGUUGGGUCCAAAUGGUGCUGGCAAAAGCACAAUUAUUAAUAUUCUGGUUGGUGAUAUUGAACCAACUUCAGGCCAGGUAUUUUUAGGAGAUUAUUCUUCAGAGACAAGUGAAGAUGAUGAUUUACUGAAGUGUAUGGGUUACUGUCCUCAGAUAAACCCUUUGUGGCCAGAUACUACAUUGCAGGAACAUUUUGAAAUUUAUGGAGCUGUCAAAGGAAUGAGUGCAAGUGACAUGAAAGAAGUCAUAAGUCGAAUAACAAAUGCACUUGAUUUAAAAGAACAUCUUCAGAAAACUGUAAAAAAACUACCUGCAGGAAUCAAACGAAAGUUGUGUUUUGCUCUAAGUAUGCUAGGGAAUCCUCAGAUUACUUUGCUAGAUGAACCAUCUACAGGUAUGGAUCCCAAAGCCAAACAGCACAUGUGGCGAGCAAUUCGAACUGCAUUUAAAAACAAAAAGCGGGCUGCUAUUCUGACCACUCACUAUAUGGAGGAGGCAGAGGCUGUCUGUGAUCGAGUAGCUAUCAUGGUGUCUGGGCAGUUAAGAUGUAUCGGAACAGUACAACAUCUAAAGAGUAAAUUUGGAAAAGGCUACUUUUUGGAAAUUAAAUUGAAGGACUGGAUAGAAAACCUAGAAGUAGACCGCCUUCAAAGAGAAAUUCAGUAUGUUUUCCCAAAUGCAAGCCGUCAGGAAAGUUUUUCUUCUAUUUUGGCUUAUAAAGUUCCUAAGGAAGAUGUUCAGUCCCUUUCACAAUCUUUUUUUAAGCUGGAAGAAGCUAAACAUGCUUUUGCCAUUGAAGAAUAUAGUUUUUCUCAAGCAACACUGGAACAGGUUUUUGUAGAACUCACUAAAGAACAAGAGGAGGAAGAUAAUAGUUGUGGAACUUUAAACAGCACACUUUGGUGGGAACGAACACAAGAAGAUAGAGUAGUAUUUUGAUUUGUAUUGUUCAGUCUGCUUACUUGGACUUACUUCUUUUUCACUUAAUUUUAACUUUGGUUUAAAAAGUUUUUUAUUGGAAUGGUAACUGGAGAACCAUGAAUGCACUUGAAAUUUUUCUAAGCUCCUUAAUUGAAAUGCUGUGGUUGUGUGUUUUGCUUUUCUUUAAAUAAAACUUAUGUAUAAUUAAGUGAAGCUGCAUGUUUGUAUUGAAGUAUAUUGAACUAUAUGGUUUGUAUGUCAUCUUUUUCACCAUUCAAAAACAGUGCUUCUGAAUUUAUGAUUUAAAGGAAUAGUGAUAGAAUAGUUUUAUUUUGAAGUUAUCUUUAAGUUUAUGCCAUCUUCUUAAAUAAGUAUGUAAUAUUCCAAUCUAAAUAAAAAACUAAUUCAUAACUAAUGCAUAGAAAAGAUAUGUAAAGCAAUGUGAAAGUUUCUUGCUUCUCCUUUUUAAUUUCUAAAAAAGCCACUUUGAAUGGAAGUUGUCAUCCGUAAAAGCUGAAGUGUAAGCACUAGGAAAUCUCAAUACAGAGAUUUGAGGAAAGUUAUAUCCACUAGGUGGCAGUCAUUGAUCAUAAUAAGUGAAAUGAGCCCUUGUUCUAGUACAUGAUUUUAGGCAUAGGUAAUUAGGUAUGUGAAAUUACAUUUCUUUUAUUUAAAGUAAAAUUCAGAAGGUUUUAGUUGUUAUAAUUAAAGGAAGACUGUGUUUAGAAUCUUAUGUAAUAGUCUGAUUUUUUGACUCUGUGGCUAGAAUGACAGUUAUCUAUGGAGGUGGAAGAAUUAAGCCAUACCUUUUCCCUCAUCACUCUUGGAACAUACAAAUUUUUUGUCAUCUUCCUUGCAAAGGGCACAUUUAAUUUUGUUCUUGAAUAAAAUAUUUUAUUGGGUAUUUUUAUUGGUAAACUUUACUGAAUAUCUUUCUCUUUCAUAAAAUUGUAAGUAGAUCAGUGUGUAGAUUUAUUUAAUAACUUACCUCAUUGACUUUGGAACAUGGUGGGAUAUGAAUAAACUCUUUCAAGGGUUAAAUUAAGAAUUGUAAGUGCAGUACACCUAUUUCUUUUUAAUAAGAAGCAGAAUUUCAUUAUUUGAUAGAGUUAAAGGCAUGGCUUAUAUUUUCUUAGAAAUACUUCCUUGUAGAACCCAUGUAUUGGCUAAAGGUAUAAAAUAGUGUAAAUAAUGCUAGUUGACAUUACAUUUCAACCAAAUGAAAGUAUUAACUUCAUAAAACAAAUAUAUUGAGAGUGUGAUUAUUGUAUUAGACAACAACAACAGCAAUGACAGAAGGAUUUGGUACUGAGUUACUUUAAAUAAGCAAACCCUUUCAGUGGCAUUAUUAAUUCUUUAAUGUAGGCAAAAUUUAAUGAACUUUUAGCUUUAUUGUGUAAUAAGACAUCUGUGAUUUUAGGCUCUAGCAGCAGAUUUAAAAGUGUUCUUUCUUGGUACAAAGUACGUGGCUGAUAUUUUCCCCCAUUGCUGGGGCAGUUGCUAUACACUUUCCUGAAGUAUACAUAAUGUUCACAUAAAUACCCAGGGACCUCUCUUUUGGGAUGUGCUUUUGUAAUAUGUGUAACCUUGAAUACUUAAGUUUAAUAAAAGCAACAAAAUUAUAUCUAUAGUUUACUAAGGCAGUCACGAAAAAACAUAGUUUUUUUUAGAACCUGACCAUCCUGAGAAAGUUAUGUCAUCUGAAGAUAGAGCAUGACUAAUAUAGAAAAUUACCUGCUUUUGCAUGUAGAUUUGGUGACUUUCACUUUACAUUUGUGAAUGUGUAAUUAGUGCAAAGUAAAUUUUUUUUCCUGCAAAGUGAAAGUUGAGUAGUCACAAUCAUGUUAUUUAUUUUGUUCAUUUAGUUACUUUGCUUUUAAUGUAUAUGAAUACAUGCUCUUGUAAACAAUUUUAAAAGACAUUCAAAUUUUUUUUUAGUUUUUAUAUACUCAGAAUAUAUUUUGGUUGUUAAAUUAAAUUAUGUUCCCUUUUUCACAGUAACAAAAUCUGACUCAGGAGAAAUAUAACUUAAUUCUUAGGAAAACAAGGGUAAGUGAGCUGGAAAGCAAAAGAGACAAAAAGUCAAAUAUAUUUAUUUACAGUGUAAAGUUCAUGUUUCUGAACAUAUUAAUUUUAAAAUGUCUUAAAUUACUGAUCUCAAAACUUUUUUCUAUAUCAAUACAGAUAAAUAAAUAAAUACACAUAUUAGGCAAAAGCAACAUCACCAACCUAUAUUUCCCAUCCAUGGUCAAAUUUUAAAAGGAGAGUGAAAGCUGAGCUUUACUGAGUGAGUGUUUACUGACUAAUAAGGCAAGAAAAAACAUGAUGAGUGUACUUUACAUCUUACUUUUGUGGGCUCUUAAUUUUUUUUUUCUAGUUUGUUUUCAGUAAAGACAGUGGGUUUUCUUUAAAAUAAUUUUUUCUUUUAAAUUGGCACAAAUUACCUUAGGUCAGUAUUUUGGUUUUAAUCAUUAAAACAUUUUUAGAGUAAUGUAAUUCAACAAAUAUUUUAAGUGAUUAUGUUUCCAGAAAUGGAUUCUUUGGAGAGAAGGAUGACUAUCAGUUUUGGCCCCGUAAGAUCUUGAAGAUCUAUAAGAUAGAUACUUAUAUAACUUACAUAAAAUAUAUAUAAUAUAUUACUUAUAUAACUUAUAUAACUAGCUAUUUUAUAUAACUAGCUGUAAUAUGACAAAUCCUUUGCUACUAGUACUAACAACGUUUUAUAGGAGCACAAUUAAUUUUACUUAGGAUAAGUGUUGUUAUUAUUGUUUUUAUUGUUCUGUUGGUCACUCAAAAUUUGAUUCUAGUUGUGCCCUGAGUUUGUUAAAAUACCAUACUGUAUUUUUGUGUAACAUGUAAAUAGGCAUUAAUUUUUGAGAAAUAGAAAUGUUUAUCCUUAAUGUAUUUUUAAUUUGCUAACAUUGAUUUUUUAUUUUCUUUCCUGAAAUAGCAUAUUUCCUAAAAUGAAAGAAUUCUCAGAUGAAUAAUUUUUGUAUCAGCUAUUCUUAUAAGGUAAAAGUUUAAUUAUUUUUUAUUUAUAAUGUUUUGUAUGUAAGCAAUUCUCAAUGCUGCUCUUUAAGAAAAAUAAAUAUGAUUAUAUUAAUAAUAAGC
Messenger RNA from Nomascus leucogenys (northern white-cheeked gibbon), 8165 nucleotides. It is a transcript of the gene ABCA5, whose product is annotated as ATP binding cassette subfamily A member 5. Gene Ontology annotation, molecular function: ABC-type transporter activity; ATP hydrolysis activity; lipid carrier activity. NCBI's taxonomy places the organism in Eukaryota, Metazoa, Chordata, Mammalia, Primates, Hylobatidae. Gene Ontology annotation, cellular component: intracellular membrane-bounded organelle; membrane. Gene Ontology annotation, biological process: transmembrane transport; lipid transport. The record is from RefSeq and is a predicted model, not a curated record.